UCGACGAGCUCAGUCAGUGACACACACGAUGGAGCAGUUCAACAGAUUCACGGCUCCUGCUUCUGACAAACUGAGGCAACUCCAAAAAAUGGUUCAAGAUAUAAAGAAGAAUGACGACAGCCUUUUCAACAGGCUAAAAAGGUUUCAGAACGAACAAACAGCUAAUAUUCUCAAAAGCGGGAGAAAUACGCUGGACCGAAUAAAGAAGAAAGGACCUCCAAAAGUACCAGCAAGGGACUAUCAAGGCGAAGCUCCGGAUACUGAGAGAUACUCUGACUCAGAUUUUGACAGUGACACAUAUGAGGAGCCACAGGGUGAUCAUGAGGAUAACUACGAGCCUCCGCCGAGGUCAGAGGUCGGCGUGAAGGGCUUCACCAUCGGCUCGUCCAUCUCAAACCCCAGAGGAGAGUAUGUGGACAGCUGUCGUGGUCGACCGGCAAAACCAAACACUCCUUUCCUUCUGCAACAGCGGCACAAACCCCCGCGACUGACCCGCAGUCGGACAGAGGAAGAUGAUGGAGAUUACAUUGAGCCCGAGGACGAGAUGGAGGAUAAUUACAUUGACCCCACUGAGAAAACACUAACAAAGCCGGCGGUUAACAGAGGGGUCAAACCUUGUGUUCCUGCGUGUGGAAACGGUCCCGAUUUCUAUGAGGUUCCGGACAUGAAGGAGAAUUCACAUUCUAAGAAAAGAAGUAAGGAGACUCUUCAGCCGAACACACAGACGGCGCCUCCUAAAGCCAGUCCACGAAUGCACGCCAGAAGGCCAUCAACGCCUCCAGAACCCCAAUCAGAUGACGAUUAUGAGGUGUGUGACGGAAAUGACACAGUUAACGAAAGACCAGAGGAGACGACGGAGACCCGGAGACCAUCGAUGCCGACACCUCGACCUCGAGACCUGAAGAAACCAAAUCCUGCUUCGAUACCGAAACCAAGCAUUCCUCGCAGAGAGAGUGAAGCAUCAUCAACUAAAACAACACCAGUAACUAUCCCACGAAGCCCACCGGACACCAAGUCGAGUCCGUCGCCAACAGGGAUUCAUCGAGCCAGAAUGCCUUUGCCUCGACAGGCUCCCUCCUCCCAAAGCAGAGGGACGUUGCCUUCAGAGAGCAGAUCAGCUAGAGACGCUGAGGAGGAAGCUGGUGUGUAUAAAAAGGUUUGGUUUGCCAGCAGCUGUGACCGCAAGACAGCAGAGGACGCUCUCAUUCGCUCAGCUAAGGACGGGUCGUUUCUGCUCAGGAAGAGCUCUGGUGUGGACGCACAGCAGCCGUACACACUCGUGGUGUUUUACAACGGCCGAGUUUACAACAUCCCCGUCCGCUACAUCGCUUCCAACAAACAAUAUGCUUUGGGGAAAGAAAAACAAGGAGAGGAGCAUUUCAGCAGCGUUUCUGGCAUUAUUGAGAACCACCAGAAGAAUCCUCUAGUGCUGGUCGACUCACAGAGCAACACCAAAGACUCCACCAAACUCAGGCAUGCAGUGACGCCAUGAAACAACAGCAACAAGAGCGCGAAUCUGACGACGCUGGAGGCUGACAAAUAUAACUGUACUGACCUGACAUACAACUGUGUGAUAGUUUCACAUCUUACCUUAAUAGACGAUGGAAACAGAUAACUUGCUGCUACUUUUAUAACUUAUUUUAGUGAAUGACAGGUCCGUUCGCACUAGGCGCGCGCUGCGUGCAUUUCCAAAACAGCGGCAGCGUAACAGAAUUAAAACAACGCGGUAUUUUUAAUUUGACGCGACGGAAAGCGAGACGCCGAAAUUCCAUUCGAGAUAAUAACAUUGCAAUGAUGAAAGAAGUCCGUGUAACGCAUAUGUU
Messenger RNA from Rhinichthys klamathensis goyatoka, 1823 nucleotides. RefSeq names its product B cell linker (gene blnk). The coding region runs from base 29 to 1492 and encodes 487 amino acids. Gene Ontology annotation, biological process: cell surface receptor protein tyrosine kinase signaling pathway; intracellular signal transduction. The transcript has 23 exons. The record is from RefSeq and is a predicted model, not a curated record. Lineage: Eukaryota; Metazoa; Chordata; Actinopteri; Cypriniformes; Leuciscidae.